Brassica napus (rape) is the source of this 1027-nucleotide messenger RNA. RefSeq names its product probable tyrosine-protein phosphatase DSP4. Gene Ontology annotation, molecular function: phosphatase activity. Gene Ontology annotation, biological process: protein dephosphorylation. Lineage: Eukaryota; Viridiplantae; Streptophyta; Magnoliopsida; Brassicales; Brassicaceae. The record is from RefSeq and is a predicted model, not a curated record. Gene Ontology annotation, cellular component: cytoplasm. The coding region runs from base 192 to 794 and encodes 200 amino acids. The transcript has 5 exons.
GGAGAAGGAGAAUGGCAAAGGAAUAUUCUUGAAGAUCCGUUUCAAGAUUCCUUCUUCCAAAGAAUCCAACAAAACCUUUCUGAUGAAUCCCUAAAAUAUUAUCCAUCGACUCUUUUAAAAGAAACAAUUCAAAUCCGAAAAAGCCCUCUUCCUUUUUAUCGUCACCAUGACGUUGGAGAGUUACAACGGCGAUGUACACACCGUACCUCAGUCAGAGAACUCACCGAUCGAGACCGAGAAAGAGAGAGAGAUUUUCGUGCCGCCGCUCAACUUCGCUAUGGUGGAUAACGGAAUAUUCCGUUCAGGUUUCCCUGAACCGGUUAGUUUCAGCUUCCUCCAGUCUCUGCGACUCCGAUCCAUCAUGUAAUCUCUCCGUUUUUGAUUCCGUCGUCGUCUUGGUUAGAGAAUCAUACUUGUGCCCUGAGCCAUAUCCAGAGGUGAAUGUAGAGUUUGCCAAAUCGAAUGGGAUCCAAGUGUUUCAGUUUGGAAUCGAGAGAUGCAAGGAACCCUUUGUUAAUAUCCCGGACCAAGUUAUCCGAGAAGCAUUACAAGUACUCCUAGAUACAGAGAAUCAUCCUGUCUUAAUUCACUGCAAAAGUGGCAAGCACCGGACCGGAUGUCUAGUCGGGUGUGUGAGGAAGAUACAGAGAUGGUGUUUGUCUUCCAUCUUCGACGAGUACCAGAGAUUUGCAGCUUCCAAAGCUAGGAUCUCAGACCAGAGAUUCAUGGAGCUCUUUGACAUCUCCAAUCUAAGGCAUUCACCACUCUCCUUCUCAUGUUCCAAGAGGUGCUGAUCACUGAAAGCGAAACGUACGUACAACUUAAGGUGUUGUUGAAUGUCUUUAAAAGUUGCAAAGUCUCUUCAGCUAGAUGAAAAAUCAUUCAAAUAAAAAACCCUUUUAUUACAAUCUAAAUAAAUUAAAAUUGUAGGGUUUUUCUAGAGGGGAAAUGGAUAGGAUUGUUACGAGACUCUCCAUUUAAACGUUAUCAUGUAGAACCAGUUUUAUCAUAAAGUCUUUUUACUAAA